AUGAGUCUCCUCAACUCCAUUCUGUCGUCUAUCAACGGCGAUCAACCUGCUCCUCCCCGUUCACAAACACUUCCCUCCACCGCAAGAUCAAAUCCGCCGUCGCGAAAUCCUACUCCUCACCAAGUGCCACCGAAACGGAAAGCCGACGACGCUGCUAGCAACUCCAAACCAAAGGUCGCAAGAACCGAUACCAACACAUCACGAUUUGAACACAAUGCCUCUCUCGCUCAGCCCCCAUCACGCAGCACUACUUCCUCUCCAGCUCAAAGAACCGCAGUGCCGCCACCCAAGGCUGCCAUCCCAUACCGAGGCAGCGGUCCCUCCGCGAAAGUACAACCAACAACGACGAAACCCGCCACUGUUCAAUCCGCUCCUGUGAGGCCAUCUCCAGUUUCUACCGCUUCUUCGACGGCGCCUGCACCUGCUAAAGGAGGUUAUCUGGCUGUUCUGGAAGCCGCCAAGCAGAAUGCUGAAGCUGCCAAACUAGCUGGCCAAAUCAAGCAUAAACCGGUUGAGAAGCUCACNAAAAAGGAUCGCCAACGCCUUGUCGAGNNGGAAGCUCGUGCUGCGCAAAAGGGCAAACCACUGGCGAAGGACACAAAGGCCGGUCUGAAAGCUAGAGGCAAGAGUGCCGAGCCUUUGAUCGAUUCAAAGACUGGCGUGCCAGCCAAAGACAAGAGAAAGCCCGUCGAGGUCGCAUACAAGGGCACCAUGCGUUCAAAUGCCCCUGCGGCUCCCGUCUACCGUGGUACCAUGGGAGGUCCUGGAGGUGCUGCUGCUGCUCGUAAACCGCUCCCCAAAGCCCCAGCAUCCAGCAGGUCUGGCUAUGGCGCUGGUCGUCGCUACGCUUCAUAUUCUGAUGAGGAAGAGGAAGAUGAAGAUGAUGAGCCCGAAGAUGACUACGAAUCAGGAUCUGAUAUGGAGGCUGGCGUCGAUGAGAUGUACGAAGAAGAAGAAGCAUCUGCACGCAUUGCCAGGCGUGAAGAUGCUAUAGCCCUGGCCGAGGAGAAUGAACUCAAGCGCCAGAAGCUUGAGCGCAAACGCAAGCUGGAAGAACUCGCUUCGAAACAAAAGAAGCGCACUUAUUGA
This is a messenger RNA of Aureobasidium musti, 1089 nucleotides long. The record is from the annotation of a GenBank genome assembly. Lineage: Eukaryota; Fungi; Ascomycota; Dothideomycetes; Dothideales; Saccotheciaceae.